AUACUGGGCGUGCUGGGCAACGGGGCCGUCAUCUGGGUGACGGGCGUGGAGAUGAAGCGCACGGUGAACACCGUCUGGUUCCUCAACCUCGCCGUGGCCGACCUGCUGUGCUGCCUGGCGCUGCCCUUCCUGGCCAUGCCCCUCAUCCGCGACCACCACUGGGCGCUGGGCAGCUUCCCCUGCAAGCUCCUGCCGUCCCUCACCAUCCUCAACAUGUUCGCCAGCGUCUUCGUCCUCACGGCCAUCAGCGCCGACCGCUGCGCCCUGGUGACCCUGCCCAUCUGGUGCCAGAACCACCGCUCGGCGCGGCUGGCCUGGGCCGUGUGCGGGGCGGCCUGGCUGCUGUCGCUGCUCCUC
Messenger RNA from Alligator sinensis (Chinese alligator), 357 nucleotides. RefSeq names its product C3a anaphylatoxin chemotactic receptor-like. Gene Ontology annotation, molecular function: complement component C5a receptor activity; G protein-coupled receptor activity. The transcript has a single exon. Gene Ontology annotation, cellular component: plasma membrane. NCBI's taxonomy places the organism in Eukaryota, Metazoa, Chordata, Crocodylia, Alligatoridae. Gene Ontology annotation, biological process: complement receptor mediated signaling pathway; phospholipase C-activating G protein-coupled receptor signaling pathway; positive regulation of cytosolic calcium ion concentration. The annotation marks the transcript as partial. The record is from RefSeq and is a predicted model, not a curated record.